Messenger RNA from Prunus persica (peach), 1345 nucleotides. RefSeq lists its product as uncharacterized. The coding region runs from base 17 to 1021 and encodes 334 amino acids. The record is from RefSeq and is a predicted model, not a curated record. Gene Ontology annotation, cellular component: nuclear microtubule; mitotic spindle. Lineage: Eukaryota; Viridiplantae; Streptophyta; Magnoliopsida; Rosales; Rosaceae. Gene Ontology annotation, biological process: regulation of mitotic spindle organization; mitotic spindle assembly; activation of protein kinase activity. The transcript is spliced from 13 exons. Gene Ontology annotation, molecular function: protein kinase activator activity; microtubule binding.
AGAAAAAGAGAGAGAAAUGGGCGCAGAAAUGCAGGAUUUUAUGAGGGAAGCUUACGAGGGCGAUGAAAUUGAUUUGGACUACGAGUUCGAUGCGCCUAAGUUCUACGAUUUCACUCAGCCCGAUUCCGAUUUGGAGGCCACGGAAGCCGAAGACUGGUUCCGAUUCGCCGGAAGUUAUCCGCCUUCGCCUUUCAUUAUAAAAUUGUUGAUGAAUUGGCAAAAAGACAUUCCUGUGGAACCUGUAAAAGUCUCUGCUGAAUCCAAAGAUGUUGAAGGCAUUAGAGACAGUGAUUCAAAUAAUUGCAUGGAAGCUGAGGUCUCUGCAGCAGUAGAUGAGAAUAACAGAGUAUUCAAAGGUGACACUGUAUCAUCAUGUCCUACCAAAGAUUGGUUUGGGAAGAAGCUUGAGAAAGCUGAUGAUAAUUCACAGAAAUCUCCUUCUAGUGAUACCCGUUGUACUAAAAGACAGAAGUUGGAGGCUGGCUAUUUACGCAAGGUUGCUGAACUUAAGCAUCAACCUUUUUGGUUGCACAAGGUGCCAAUAAAGGGACCUAAAGUAACCAUUCCUAGAGAACCGAAUUUGGAAACGGCACAUAGAGCACAAAGACGUAUAAGGUUAAUGUCAAACCAGGAGAACAAGCAAAAGCAAAUUCUCAAGGCUCCUCCAUUGCCUACCCCUAAAAAGAGCACAGUACCAGCAACAGAGUUUCAGGUGUUUAACCUCAGGACAUCGGCAAGAGCUUAUGCAAUGCAACAGACAUUUAAUAACGUGACAAAUGCACCUAAUUCUAAUGAAAAUACAGAGAUUAAAGGGCCAACCUUUGGCUAUGCCUUAACACAAGAGAAAAGUGGAACGGCUUACAAAUGCACAGCUUGCUCUAUUAAAAAGAAGGAAUUCAAGUUUGCAAUUGACAAGAGGUUUCUAAAGGAGCCACCAACAGAUUUAUUUAGUAAGCUCUCCCUUGCAUCUGAAGCCCAGAACAACGCAAAACCUCAGUCCAAAAGUGCCUUUGCCUGCUAAGGUUUUAACCUCUUCCAAAACGUCGUCUGUAAAGCCAAAAAGAAAACAGAUUAAGCUCCUUUCAUCGACAACUCUGAGGUACAAUAUCAGCCUUUCACAAUGUUCCUAAUCGAGAAUAGUUUCUGGCUCAUUAAAUUUUCCGAAGAAGCACAAGACUAGCCAAGUUUUAGAUAGAUCAAAAUCAUAUAUCUGACUUAAUUGAAUGCUUCUUUCUACACACCGCUCAUAGACCAUCAAAUUGUUGAAGAUGGCAAAUGUGGUCAAAGAAGCAUCAUUUUGGCAAUGAUUUGAGGUUGGGUAUUCAAAUUUUCUGCUGUUAUGUUG